AUGUGUCCGGAAAAUCACCCGCUCUAUAAAUGUAAAGUUUUUGCAAAACAAUCGAUCGAUAAUCGCUACAACACGGUCAAGUCAAAUCGCCUUUGUCACAACUGUUUCAAAUCAGGGCACCACACCCCGGCGUGCCCGAGCAAGUCGCGCUGCUCGCAUUGCCAAAAACCGCAUCACUCGUUGCUACAUCGCGACUACGCGACCUCGAGCGAUGCUCAAAACUCGAACACCCCUGCGGACUCGACGAACGCGCCCGUGGCGAGCGGUUCUACGGCGAGUACCGCACACGCAUUGGUGCAAGCCGUACCGCCUCAAUUGUAUGCGCCGCGUCAAAUCUUGCUCGCGACCGCAUGGGUGAAUGUGCACACGUGUGAAGGACGCACUGUGCGUGCUCGCGCGUUAUUGGAUCAAGGAUCCACCUUUAGUUUUAUUUCCGAGUCAUUAUGCCAAACUCUUAGGACCAGGCGUCAGCGCACCCACUUGCAAAUUCGCUGUUUUGGGGACAAAUACACAGGUGCUGCGCGUUCGUGCGUGCCUCUUUCGCUUUCCUCCUGCGUUACGCCGGGCUCCACAUUUCCAUUGCUGGCCUAUGUAUAUCAAAAAAUCACUGCCUACGCCGCGUCUCAGACCCAGCCGGUCGAUUCUUGGCCGCAUUUGCGCGGGCUGGCUCUCGCGGAUUCCGACCCGUCAAGUCGAGAUCCCAUUCACCUGUUAAUUGGAGCGGAUCUGUAUGGCUCACUCUUGCAGAACGACAUACGGCAGGGUCCUCCCGGAACGCCUACCGCGCAAUCAACAGUCUUUGGCUGGGUCCUCUCAGGCCCAGCGGGCACCUCGCCCUCUCCCUCCUCGUCCGCCCAGGUAAACACCUGCGCCGCGAUAGAGGAUCUUAAUUCACUAGUUCAAAGAUUCUGGAGCGACGAAGACGUCCCGUCUUCCUCGCCUCCGCUCACCGACGAUGAGCAAAAGUGCGAAGAGCACUUUGCCUCAUCGUACACGCGCACCCCUCAAGGUCGCUAUGUGGUGCGCCUCCCCUUCCGGGAAGCACCACCCCUCUCUAUCGGAGCAUCAUUUCCGAUAGCGCGUAAGUUGUAUGCUAGGCUUGAACAACGGCUCUUGCGCGACACCGCCCUGGCUCAGGCUUACCACGACUUUCUUAGAGAGUAUCACACUCUCGGUCACAUGGAACGUGUCUCGGAAAUCGUUCCCCCUCCGCAUCGCGCCGCGUAUAUCCCUCAUCACGCGGUCACUCGGGAGGAGAGUAGCACCACCAAAUUGAGAGUAGUGUUCAAUGCUUCGUGUCGGACCUCCAGCGGUACGACGCUCAACGAGCACCUCUUAAUUGGGCCGAAAUUGCAGCAGGAUCUCGCUGCGAUCAUGCUGCGAUGGCGGCAGUUUCAAUUUGUCUAUACCGCCGACGUGGCCAAGAUGUACCGCCAAAUUUUGGUGCAUCCGGAUGACGUCGACUACCAGCGGAUUUUGUGGCGACCCCCGGGCGCUUCGGAUCUUCAACACUACCGACUCCUUACAGUAACGUACGGCACUGCGUGUGCCCCGUACCUCGCAUUAAAGGUUCUGCAACAGUUAGCGACCGACGAUGGUCAUCUCUUCCCAAAAGCGGUCCCGAUCGUUCGCGACUCGAUUUACGUCGACGACGCAUUAUUUGGCGCCGACGAAAUAACACAACUGGUAGAGCUUCGCGAACAACUCGUGUCCCUACUCAAACGCGGCCAGUUCACUUUGCGUAAGUGGACGGCUAAUACACGCGAAUUAUUAAACGAUCUUCCACCCGACCAGAAAGCAAUAUCAGAUUUACACUUCUGCAAGGAUGAUUCGCUCAAAGUCCUGGGGUUAUCGUGGUUGCCCCGCGAGGACGCCUUUCAAUUUAAAGUUUCGUGCUACAACGCUAUCGCGACGAAGCGUUCCGUCCUAGCAUUCACCGCAAAAUUAUAUGAUCCGCACGGAUGGGCCGCCCCGGCCAUUAUUCCCGCCAAGAUUCUCAUGCAGGAACUUUGGCUGGCGAGCGGCAAGGCGAGAACGAUCGAACAGAAAAAGGCGAUACAGGAGACUAUCCAGGGAAUGGCCCUAGAGGUAUUUCAGUUAGGACUUCGUGAGGAAACGCAAACUAUAGUGCGCUCGCGAAAUUACGCGACUUUAGAGGAAGCGAUUCUGGGAGCUACUGCGGAAAAGAAAUUAAAAAGACCUCAGAAUAAGGCAAAUUACUAUAAUAAUAGAUACAGAAAUGAACAGGGUAAACCGAAGGUAGAACAAAGUGCGAGCUUGCAGUGCCAUAAGUGCGGCAAGACGGGACAUAUAGGGCAAGAAUGCCGAACAAGCAGAUACGCGAACCGAUUUAAUUUGGCGAGAUUUCCCCGCGGAGCCGGACCCCGUUGUGCCAGCGGCACAACAUUAUUGGUGGCAGCGGUGGGAUCUGAACCGGAAGCUCCAGCCAAUCCCUAG
Molecule: messenger RNA, 2457 nt
Organism: Wasmannia auropunctata (little fire ant)
Lineage: Eukaryota; Metazoa; Arthropoda; Insecta; Hymenoptera; Formicidae
Exons: 3
Coding region: 1-2457 (818 amino acids)
Molecular function (GO): nucleic acid binding; zinc ion binding
Source: RefSeq, a predicted model, not a curated record